CUCCCGAAGGAACGGAGCGUCUGGGACUCCCGGCCGGGCUAUGAGCGGCGCCGCCUCCCAUCCGCCUUCCCUCGGGCUGCCCUCCCUCCUCCCUCAACUCCCCUCCCGAUCCUGUCCUUAGAAACGGCGCCGGCGUGAACCCGGAAGCUGGGCCUAGAGCGCCGCCGGAAGCGGAAGCGCAUUACGUCCGUUCCUUUUCGCCUUCCCCCACCUUUGAAAAGGCGGGGAUGUGAGGGCGGGCGGCGCGUGUCCGGGCUGUCAACGCCGGGUCGGCGGCAGCGGCGGGAUGGGCGACGACAUGGACGUGAUCCCCGAGAGGGAGAUGAAGGAUUUUCAGUUCCGAGCCCUGAAGAAGAUCCGGAUCUUCGAAGCCCCCGAGGAGCUGCCCAAGGAGCGUGGCAGCCUGCUGGCCGUGUCCAACAAGUAUGGGCUGACGUUUGCCGGUUGUGUGUCUGGACUGCAGGUCUUUCAGACGAAAAACCUGCUCAUGCAGAUUCAGGCUGGGGAUUCUCCUAAUAAAAUAGUAGAGAAUGUCCAGAGCCUUUUUGUUCCUACAAAGUUUCGGGUGCAUCACCUGGCGCUCAGCUGUGAUAACCUCACGCUCUCGGUCUGCAUGGCGUCCAGUGAAGUUGGGUCUUUUAUUGGCUUUUUCGACGUCCGUACCUUUGUGAAUCAGGCUAAACAACAAAAACGUCCGUUCGCUUAUCAGAAGAUGGCGGGCGCGCUGGUCAGUGACCUCAAGUGGAAUCCAACAAACGCCACAAUGUUAGCCGUCUGUUUGUCUGAUGGGAGCGUCUCGGUCCUGCAGGUGACGGAGGCUGUGAAGGUGUAUGCCACGCUCCCAGCCUCGGUGGCUGUCACAUCAGUGUGUUGGAGUCCUAAAGGAAAACAGCUGGCAGUGGGCAAGCAGAAUGGCACAGUGGUCCAGUAUCUGCCAAACCUGCAGGAGAAGAAAAUAAUUCCCUGCCCUCCAUUUUAUGUUUCGGAUAAUCCUGUCAAAGUCUUGGAUGUGUUGUGGAUUGGAACUUACAUCUUCACUAUCAUCUACGCAGCUGCAGAUGGGUCCUUAGAAACUGCGCCUGAAGUGGUCAUGGCUCUGCUUCCGAAAAAAGAAGAGAAGAGGCCUGAGAUAUUUGUGAAUUUUAUGGAGCCUUGUUAUGGUAGCUGCACAGAGAGACAACAUCAUUACUUCCUUCACUAUGUUGAAGACUGGGAUCUGGUGCUGUUAGCCUCUGCAGCCUCCACAGAAGUCAGCAUCAUUGCAAGGCAAGGAGAUCAGACCAACUGGGAGCUGUGGGUCCUGGAAGACUCCACCCGCGCAGAACUUCCUGUGACGGAUAAAAGUGACGACUCCUUGCCCGUUGGUGUUGCCAUUGACUAUAGCAGCAACACCCCCAUAACUAUCAGUGAAGAUAAGACCUUGGAUCCUGCGCCAGUGCUGCUGUUGCUAUCCACUGAUGGGGUAUUGUGCCCCUUUUACAUGGUCAACCAAAACCCUGGUGUCCAAUCUCUUCUGGUGACUCCCGAGUCUCUCUCUGCAGAAGGGGACAGAGGAGCAAAGACCGCAGGCACCACUCCUCCUGCUGCUGCUUCCAAGAGCGACGUUCCACCAGGUCCUCUGCCUCCAACAGCAUCCUUAGUCCCAAGCUGUGGGACCACCCCUUUCUCUUUUACAGCCCCCACCGUGAAAGUCCCUGCACCAGCUUCUGAUCCUUCUCUGCCUUAUCCUCUCUCAUCGGAGGCCUCAGCACCAGCUCCUGGGUCAAGUACAAGCAGAACCACUGAGUUCUCUUCCCCCGCCACCCCCAAAGCCUCACAAACUCCCGUCCCCUCGUCGGGGCUCAUCCCAUCUUCCACCCCACCUUUCUCCUUCGGAUCCGUGAGCUUUAAGAGCCGUGUCGACGGGUCCACUGGACCCACAGCUCCCGUGGGGACCAAGCCCAGUUUUGCUCCAGCGGCAUCCUCCGUCAAGAUCAACCUCAGCGAAAAGUUUGCGGCUGCCGAAUCUGCUGCCCCUCCUGUCAACAGCGGCCAAAACGCUUCGGCCUUCCCGUUCCCCCCCGCCGCGAAGUCUGCAUCUACAGGACCCCUAAGCCUGGGCACGCCAUCUUCUGCCCCAGUAAAGGCUUCCACCCCCGUGUCUUCUGCAACGGUGCGUCCUUCUCAGAGUGCGCCCCCAGCCUCUGGCCUUCAGAAAGCCGCCAAGAUAUCUCCGGCUGGGCCAAAAUCAAGCCCGUCGCAGAGUCGACAGCAGCCUCCAGGUGUUGGGAUGGAGAAACAGCCCUGCCAGUGGAAAGAGUCGGAUCCUGUCAUCAUAGGGAUAAAAGAGGAGAUCACCCAUUUCCAGAAAGAGAUGGAAGAACUAAAGGGUCGAACGGCCAAGGCCUCGUUCCAGGUGGGCAGUGAGGAAGAAAAGAAGAUGUUGCGAGUGGAAGCCAAUGACCUGUACACCUUUCUAUUGGAAAUCAAAGAGACCACAGAGUCCCUUCAUGGAGACAUCAGCCUUCUGAAGACCAAUUUGUUGGAAGGCUUUGCAGGGGUGGAGGAAGCCCGGGAGAAGGAUGAGCAAGCUCGCAACUCCGAGUACUUGCACUUGCUUUACAAGAAGCCUUUGGAUCCAAAGAGUGAAGCCCAGCUUCAGGAAAUUCGUCGCUUGCAUCAGUACGUGAAAUUUGCCGUCCAAGAUGUGAACGAUGUUCUGGAUUUAGAAUGGGAUCGACAUCUGGAGCAGCAAAAGAAGCAGAAGCGUUUAGCAGUCCCCGAGCGAGAAACUCUGUUCAACGCCCUCACUAACAAUCGGGAGAUCAUCAACCAGCAGAGGAAGAGGCUGAAGAAGCUGGUGGACAGCUUGUACGAACUCCGUUUGUACAACCAAGUGUCUCAGUGGAACGUGUCGACUCCCAGCUCCUCUCACACCAGCAUCCAGAGCUUAGAGAGCGAGCUGGAGAAUCUGAGUAACGCCUUGACGAAAGCCACGCUGGAAUCUUGCACCAAAGCUUCGUCCCCGUCACCCGCUAAAUUGUCUCUUGCGAAGCAGACCCAGCUACGGAAUUUCUUGUCCAAGAGGAAAGUGCCACCCGUACACUCUACUGCACCAGCUACUCUGGCCCAGUCAGCUUUUCUGUCUCUGAGAUACGAUGAAGACUUGGAUGAGAUCAGCUCUGUGUCUUCAGUUGCCCAGUCCCUGGAGAAUGAGGACAUUGAGGUGGUGGAUCAGGAGGAAGAGGAGGUGGUACCUAUCCAAGGGCCUCGUCACGCCCCUGUUGUCCGGACUCCUUCGAUCCAGCCUGCCCUGUUGUCACAGCCCCUGCCUCUUGGCAAACCCCACAUCACAAUGGGCACUUUAAUGUCUACACCUAAACCCGUCCCACCUGGAGCAGAGAACGCAAUGUUGGCAACGAAGACAGUGAAGCACAGAGCCCCUAUUCCUUCCGUCACUCUCCCGGCACCCCAAGCCGCUGCAGAAGCUGCGUUGAGGAGACAAAUGGCGAACCAGAACCCAGUUGUGAGCACCUCCCUGACCGAAUCAACUCUGAAGAAUGUCCCCCAAGUGGUAAAUGUCCGAGAGCUGAAAAGCAGUGCUUCUCCUCCUACAGUUUCUGCACCAGUGGGGUCAUCCGUUCCUCAGACAGCUGCCCAAGCUGUCCACCAAAUUUUGGCAACGGUGGCGACAAAUCAAACCAACCAGGGACCUCCAUCAAGCAGCCUUAAGAUGCUGACCCCGCCCAGCUCAGCAGCUGUCGCCGGAGCAUCCGUCAGCCAGACAUCCGUGGGGAAAAAGAAUUCAGGAUCCACGAAGACGGUUGCAGCUAUAACCUCAUCAACCAUAACAUCCAUCUCGGCCGCCGCUUCCCAGUUCAACAAAGACUUCACAUUUGCCCCCUCAGGGCCUGGGUUUAACUUUCCUGCAGUUCCUGCUGCUGCUACAACAUCAGGCUCUUCUGUUUUGGGAGCUCCAGCCGCACCAGCGAAAGAGCUGAGCCAGCCUGAAGCCUUUUCCCUUGGAGGGAGCAUGAAAUUUGCCCCCACGCCGGAGACCUCGUUUCCGUUUGGAUCCCCCAAACCCCCCACCCUUUCAGGGGCCUCUGUCAUCGGGAGCGCCAGCUCCGGAGAUCCAGGCCAGGGCAAUGGACAAGUGGCAGAGACUCCCCUUCCCUUUGCAGGCUCCACCAAGUUGGAGAACCUCUCCCCCAAGCAAGGCGAUCAGAUGUUCCAGGGCUCUGCAGCCGGAGAGACAUUGGGGAGCUUCUCCGGCCUGAGGGUUGGCCAAGCUGACGAGAAUGUCAAGGCAGCCCCUGCCAAGACGCCCUCCGCCAACGCGCCAGGGGUGCAGCCCUCUGGGUUUUCUCUUGGAAACGCUCUGUCGGCGAGCAAGCCUGCAGAGGCCACCACCACCUUGACCACGGGGACUGGUUCCGCACCCGCUGGCCCUGGUGGCAUCUUUGGCAACGUCCAUCUGGUCAGCGCUGGUCCUCCGGGCGUCUUCAGCCUCGCAGCCCCAGCGGGCAGUGGCAAGUCUCCUUUUGCUUUUGGGAGUCCCCAGGCCAAUGCCCCCCAAGCGUCACCUUCCCCAUCUUUGGCCCUUCCGCCAUCAACCGCAACCCUUUCAUUUGGGACUCUCUUGAGUUCUACGGCCACCACGGCUGCCCUUGCGAGUAAGGGAGAAGAGGAUGCCAAAACGGCCCCACCAGCGGCUGAAAAGCCUCCUUUGAAUGAGGGGGCCACAUUGCCCACAGCACAGCUCGCCCCCCAACCGUCUGCCGUGACCCCUGAGCAGCUUCCCCCGGAAGUGCCCCCUUCAGCGGCACCCCCACCAACAGAGGUGGAAGGGGGGCCCCUUCCUCCUCCUUUGGGAGCCGCGUCUAACAAAGACCUCUCUUCCACCACGGCUCCUAGCGAGCCCAAGGCUGAGGGGGCUCCGGCAGAGGAGCAAGCACCCGCCCCCUCACUUCCAGCAGCCACCGCUUCACAACUCACAGAAUCCACCAGCACACCUUCUUCCUCCUCCCCGAACGCCACCGCCUGCAUCCAGGCACCAGCCAGCGGCGCCUCCGCCUUUACAGCCACGGUUUCAACCCCGUCUGGGUUUGCGCAGCCCCCCGCGCCCUCUUCUUCUUCCUCUGGCUCGGCCUUCAGCCAGCCUACCAGCGAGGGCUUAACAAGCCCGUCUGCUCCACCUGUCUUCGGCCAGGUCUCCGUGGCCGCCCCGCCAGUGGCUUCUCCCUUUGGUCAACCGCCGGCCACCUCGCCGUCUUCCUCUGCCAUCGCUACCGGCUUCAGCACCACGGCCUUUGGGACCGCAGCCACCCCAGGCUUCGGCCAGUCCGCAUUUGGGCAACCUCCCGUUUUUGGCCAGCCCGCCAACACGUCAACCGGAUUUACGUUCAACCAGGCGGGCUUUGGAGCUGCCCCCACUUUUGGGCACACAGCUUCUUCCGCCACCCCAGCAUCCAGCAGUGGAAACGUCUUUGGGGCAGCGUCCAGCACCAGCACUGCCAGCUCCUUCUCCUUCGGGCAGCCUUCUACUGCUUCUGGACUUUUCGGCCAAACCGGCACUCCUGUUUUCGGGCAGAGUUCCACCUUUGGACAGAGCGGGGCCAUCUUUGCGAGUCCUGCCUCCAUGACUACCACCACCCCCACGUCUUCCGCCGGGUUCAGCUUCUGCCAAGCUUCUGCGUUUGGUUCCAGUAGCCCAAGUGCUGUAUUUGGGCAGGCUGCCAACACCAGUGGGAGCCUCUUCGGCCAGCCGUCCUCUUCCGGCGGGGGUCUGUUCGGGUCCGGCAGCAGCGGGAGAACGGGGGGCUUUUUCAGCGGCCUGGGGGGGAAGCCGAGUCACGAGGCGGCCAACAAAAACCCCUUCGGUUGCACCGGCAGCGGCUUUGGCGCAUCAGCCCCUCAGAAUACGUCAAAUCUUUUUGGAAACAGCGGCGCCAAAAGCUUUGGAUUUGGCGCCACUUCCUUUGGCGAGCAGAAGCCGAUGGGCACCUUCAGCUCUGGCGGAGGAAGCGUAGCGUCCCAGGGCUUCGGGUUCUCCAGCCCGAACAAAGCAGGUGGCUUCGGAGCUGCUCCAGUGUUCGGCAGCCCUCCCACCUUUGGGGGUUCCCCUGGGUUCGGAGGGGUGCCAGCAUUCGGUUCAGCCCCAGCUUUUUCAAGUCCUCUGGGCUCGGCGGGAGGCAAAGUGUUCGGUGAAGGGACCGCGGCGGCCAACACGGGCGGAUUCGGCUUCGGCAGCACGGCCAGCACCGUCUCGUUCGGCACGCUGGCGAGUCAGAACACCCCCACCUUCGGCUCCCUCUCUCAGCAGUCUACGGGUUUUGGCACACAGGGCAGCGGCUUCUCUGGCUUCGGGUCCAGCGGAGGAGGGUUUGGCUUCGGAUCGUCGAACGCGUAAGUCGGCAUCCCACCGUAUGUAUUUUCCAGCGGCAGUUUUCUGUACGCAAAAGCUUCUUCUGGGGG
Python bivittatus (Burmese python) is the source of this 6456-nucleotide messenger RNA. The record is from RefSeq and is a predicted model, not a curated record. Lineage: Eukaryota; Metazoa; Chordata; Lepidosauria; Squamata; Pythonidae.